ACAAACCACAUGCUCCUGCACUGUCACACACCACUAAUCAUUACAUUAGUGAGAACGGGUUGAGUUGUCCUCAUGUGAGAUCUCCUCAGUGUUCUGAGGUUCCUCGGCUUGAUCCUGCGUCUCUCUGGACACUGAGGACGACUCGUGCUUUAGGUUUCACCGGACACGUGAUGGACGACAGAUGGACAGACCAGGCUGUGGAGAUAGCAGAUAACUGGCCGGGUUACGCGUUAGAGCUGUUCACGUAUCCGGAGCAUUACCAUGGCGACGUGGAGAGUGUGUACAUCCCACACGGCGUCAUCAUGAACAGGAUCGAGUGUUUAGCCAGAGAUAUCCUGGAUGACUUGGGUCAUGAUAACCUGAUGGUUUUGUGUGUUCUGAAAGGAGGCUAUAAGUUCUGCGCUGACCUGGUGGACUCUGUUAAAGCCCAGAGCCGGAGCUUCGAUCAUCCCAUCACCACCCGCGUGGAGUUCAUCCGCCUCAAGAGCUACCUGAAUGACUGUGCCACUCAAGACCUGCACAUCAUCGGCCCUGAGGAUCUCUCCAUGUUGACGGGAAAGAAUGUCCUGAUUGUCGAAGCCAUAGUGGACACGGGGAAGACCAUGAAGAUGCUCCUGCAGCAUGUGGAGAAGUUCCAGCCCAGGACUGUCAGAGUGGCCAGCUUGCUGCUUAAGCGGAUUCCAGGCGGAGCUACAACGCUUCCAGACUACGUUGGAUUCAUCAUCCCCAAUCGCUUCGUCGUUGGUUACGCUCUGGACUACAACGAAUACUUCCGGGACCUGAAUCACAUCUGUGUGAUCAGUGAAACGGGAAAGCUGAAGUAUAAAUUGUGAGAAACAGACAUGUUACCUGGGUUUGUUCUCAUCUCACACCGAUACAGCGCUUCACGCUAAAGCUAAAACAAAUCUCAUGGAAUUUUGUGUAAGAUGUUAUUCACUAUGGAUUGUAUUCAGAGCUGAAUUCAAGGUGGAUUUAAUACUGAAAUGACUCACACUGUUACUCAGAGUUCAGAGCAUGUGAGUUAUGCAUGCAGGGGGCGGGGUUUCAGUUUUUAGAGGCGUGUCUCAGUUUUGUAUGAUUCAGAUCCUGAACUUUUGAUGUCAUUCAGGACAAAAUGAAAUACAGAAAAGAAUAAUAUCCAUUCAGAGGAGAUGAAUCUGAAUCAGAGACUCCUGAGGAAAUAAUUAAAAAUUGAAAUCGAACUGGAAGUGCAGCAGAUCUUCAGAACUUCCCCCAUAUUAACACUGACAUAACUUCUCACAGCCCGGGAUUCUGUAUUUUUGUGCUUUUCUAAUGUUUUAUACUGCAUCAAGUUUUUCUCUGAAUGAACAUGAUGAUACAGCAAAUAAAAAAUGUCCAAACCUUCAGA
This is a messenger RNA of Hemibagrus wyckioides, 1369 nucleotides long. RefSeq names its product phosphoribosyl transferase domain containing 1a (gene prtfdc1a). The transcript is spliced from 9 exons. The coding region runs from base 171 to 833 and encodes 220 amino acids. NCBI's taxonomy places the organism in Eukaryota, Metazoa, Chordata, Actinopteri, Siluriformes, Bagridae. Gene Ontology annotation, biological process: hypoxanthine metabolic process; guanine salvage; IMP salvage. The record is from RefSeq and is a predicted model, not a curated record. Gene Ontology annotation, molecular function: hypoxanthine phosphoribosyltransferase activity; magnesium ion binding.